AUGUUUUUAAGAAAAAAUUUGAUAAAAUAUUCUAUUAAAACAAAAUAUUUUUUUGAAAAAACAAAUGUAUUUUUUUUAGGAUUAAAAAAACCAGUUUUAAGACAAUAUUCAAAUGUUGCACAAUCACAAAUAAAAGAAACAAAGCUUAAUGAUGAAGUAACAAAAUAUUUAGAUAAACACAUUUUUAAAUUAGAAGAUUUUCUAUGCUUAAAAAAGGAUAAUACUGAUGGAGAAAUAAAUGAUAAAGUUUUGGAACAUAUUUUUCGAAUGUCUUUGUUGUCUGUUCCAAAAGAUGAUGAAAAAGAAAAAAUAAUUAAGAAAAUAGCGAAAUAUGUACAGUUUGUUAAAUGUAUUGAUGAUAUAGAUACCAGUAAUGUUGAAAGAUUAGUGACUAUUAGAAAAGAUAAGCCAGUUCGUUUGAUUUUAGAUGAGAUUUGUGAACCCGAGCCAGUGCCUGAAUGGAAUGUACUAGGAUUAACAAAAAAUAAAGAGGCAGAUUUAGUUACUACACAUAUACCAAAAAUAUCUCAAAAAUAUUUCUUCUUAACUACUGUUGCUAAAAAAUGCAAAAAAUAG
Messenger RNA from Pneumocystis jirovecii RU7, 576 nucleotides. RefSeq lists its product as uncharacterized. NCBI's taxonomy places the organism in Eukaryota, Fungi, Ascomycota, Pneumocystomycetes, Pneumocystales, Pneumocystaceae. Gene Ontology annotation, biological process: regulation of translational fidelity. The record is from RefSeq and is a predicted model, not a curated record. The coding region runs from base 1 to 576 and encodes 191 amino acids. The transcript has 2 exons.